Knipowitschia caucasica is the source of this 360-nucleotide messenger RNA. Lineage: Eukaryota; Metazoa; Chordata; Actinopteri; Gobiiformes; Gobiidae. The record is from the annotation of a GenBank genome assembly.
AUGUCAGCCUGCAGCCCCGGGCCCCUGCUGUGCAUGGGACAGGGAGUGGGCCCUCUCUCACACAUGUCCAGAGGAGGGAGACAGGAGGAGGCAAGGGAUCACAGACUGCUGAUGCUGCUCAACCAUUGCCCCCGUCCCUCACCCCCUCCCCAGCUGGCCACGUUCCCCCCAGGCAUGGCAGAUUUACUCGGGUCGGUUCGGAUGGGCCGCGACGAGGGUGGUGGUGGUGGCGUUCCCAUGGCUGCGGUGGCUGGUGUCAUGAUGAUGGAUGGGGCAGGGACGCACCCCCAGCCGCUCCUGGCCCGGGCCGAUGCAUCGCUGCGGGACAACUUCAAAUGCACCUCUCCGCUGCCACCCUGA